Molecule: messenger RNA, 3022 nt
Organism: Piliocolobus tephrosceles (Ugandan red Colobus)
Lineage: Eukaryota; Metazoa; Chordata; Mammalia; Primates; Cercopithecidae
Gene: ELOVL6
Product: ELOVL fatty acid elongase 6
Exons: 4
Coding region: 280-1077 (265 amino acids)
Biological process (GO): fatty acid elongation, polyunsaturated fatty acid; fatty acid elongation, saturated fatty acid; fatty acid elongation, monounsaturated fatty acid
Cellular component (GO): endoplasmic reticulum membrane; endoplasmic reticulum
Molecular function (GO): fatty acid elongase activity
Source: RefSeq, a predicted model, not a curated record
ACUAAGACCGCAAGGCAUUCACUUCCUCCUACGGUGGAUGCGGACGCCGGGAGGAGGAGAGCCCCACAGAGAGGAUCUGGGAGCGGAGGCGCAGGCAAUGCUCAGCCCUGGAUAUAGCUGAGAGGCUGGGAGAGAGACGACCGCUGGAGACCGAGCGGCGUGGGGAAGACCUGGGGGGGUGGGUGGGGGAAGCAGAUAGGAGAGCACUCGAAAUCAAGCGCUUUACAGAUUAUUUUAUUUUGUAUAGAGAACACGUAGCGACUCCGAAGAUCAGCCCCAAUGAACAUGUCAGUGUUGACUUUACAAGAAUAUGAAUUCGAAAAGCAGUUCAACGAGAAUGAAGCCAUUCAAUGGAUGCAGGAAAACUGGAAGAAAUCUUUCCUGUUUUCUGCUCUGUAUGCUGCCUUUAUAUUCGGUGGUCGGCACCUAAUGAACAAACGAGCAAAGUUUGAACUGAGGAAGCCAUUAGUGCUCUGGUCUCUGACCCUUGCAGUCUUCAGUAUAUUCGGUGCUCUUCGAACUGGUGCUUAUAUGGUGUACAUUUUGAUGACCAAAGGCCUGAAGCAGUCAGUUUGUGACCAGGGUUUUUACAAUGGACCUGUCAGCAAAUUCUGGGCUUAUGCAUUUGUGCUAAGCAAAGCACCCGAACUAGGAGAUACAAUAUUCAUUAUUCUGAGGAAGCAGAAGCUGAUCUUCCUGCACUGGUAUCACCACAUCACUGUGCUCCUGUACUCUUGGUACUCCUACAAAGACAUGGUUGCCGGGGGAGGUUGGUUCAUGACUAUGAACUAUGGCGUGCACGCCGUGAUGUACUCUUACUAUGCCUUGCGGGCGGCGGGUUUCCGAGUCUCCCGGAAGUUUGCCAUGUUCAUCACCUUGUCCCAGAUCACUCAGAUGCUGAUGGGCUGUGUGGUUAACUACCUGGUCUUCUACUGGAUGCAGCAUGACCAGUGUUACUCUCACUUUCAGAACAUCUUCUGGUCCUCACUCAUGUACCUCAGCUACCUUGUGCUCUUCUGCCAUUUCUUCUUUGAGGCCUACAUCGGCAAAAUGAGGAAAACAACGAAAGCUGAAUAGUGUUGGAACUGAGGAGGAAGCCAUAGCUCAGGGUCAUCAAGAAAAAUAAUAGACAAAAGAAAAUGGCACAAGGAAUCACACGUGGUGCAGCUAAAACAAAACAAAACAUGAGCAAACACAAAACCCAAGGCAGCUUAGGGAUAAUUAGGUUGAUUUAACCCAGUAAGUUUAUGAUCCUUUUAGGGUGAGGACUCACUGAGUGCACCUCCAUCUCCAAGCACUGCUGCUGGAAGACCCAAUUCCCUCUUUAUCUGUCAACUCUAGGACAAGGGAGAACAAAAGCAAGCCAGAGGCAGAGGAGACUAAUCAAAGGCAAACAAAGGCUAUUAACACAUAGGAAAAAAAAUGUAUUUACUAAGUGUCACAUUUCUCUAAGAUGAAAGAUUUUUACUCUAGAAACUGUGCGAGCACACACACACACACACACAAUCCUUUCUAACUUUAUGGACACUAAACUGGAGCCAAUAGAAAAGAUAAAAAUGAAAGAGACACAGGGUGUAUGUCUAGAACAAUAAUGCUUUUGUAGAAACUAAAGCCUUUUUAAGAAAUGUCAGCUGCUGUAGCCCCCAUGAGAAAAGAUGUCUUAAUCAUCCUUAUGAAAACAGAUGUAAACAACUAUAUUUCAACUAACUUCAUCUUCACUGCAUAGCCUCAGGCUAGUGAGUUUGCCAAAACCAAAGGGGGCAGAUACUUCCCCAAGGUUCUUCCUGGGAGGAUGGAAACAGUGCAGCCCAGGUCCCAUGGGGGCAGCUCCAUCCCCGAGCAUUUCUGAGAGUUGAACUGUAAUUUUCACUCUUAAAUGAGAUAUGAAGCAUUAUCCUUUUGUUCAGUUGCCCCAGGCUUUUGAACAGAAGAGUAAAUACAGAAUCGAAAAGAUAAACACUUGACCAAACAAUGUGAAAACAGGUUGUGUAGUAUUCGUAAAAAGGCCCGGCCCAGGACCACAGUGAGCUAGAAAAGCAGUGGGAAAAGAGGUGAGUCGAAGAUCAGUUUGAGAGACAGACGGUGUGUAUGCCCCUCCCUGUUUGACUUCACACACACUCAUAACUUUCCAAAUGAAACACAGUACAGCGUAUAUUUUCGAUAUUUUUGUGAAUUCCAAAAGGAAAUCACAGGGCUGUUCCUGAUAUUGGGGGAACACUGUGUUUCUGCAUCAUCUGCAUUUGCUCCCCAAGCAAUGUAGAGGUGUGUAAAGUGCCCUCUGCUGGCUGACUGGCAAUACUACAACAAACUUCAAGGCAAGUUUGGCUGAAAACAGUCGACAACAAAGGGCCCCCUAUACACUUAUCCCUCAAAUUUUAAGUGAUAUGAAACACUUGUCAUAUCUUUGGCCAAAUCAGAAGAUAUUCACCCUGCUUCAAGUCAGCUUCAGAAAUGUUUUAGAAGGGACUUUUGCUCUGGAACUCAAAAUCAAUUUAUUAAGAGCCAUAUUCUUUAAAAAAAAAACUGGAUAAUAUUAUCUGUAAUACUUCAGUCCUUUACAAGCCAAAUACAUGUGUCAAUGUUCCUAGUAUUUCAAGGAAGCAAUUAUGUAAAGUGGUUCAAUGUGACAUAAUAGUGUUAUAAUUGGUUAAGUAGCUUAAUGAUUAGGCAAACUAGAUGAAAAGAUUAGGGGCUUCUACACUGCAUAGAUUCCACGCACAUAGCCACACAUACUCACACAUGUGGGGUACACUGAACUUCAAAGCCCAAAUGAAUAGAAACACAUUUUCUGGCUAGCAGAAAAGAAAAAAAAACCACAAAAUUGUUGUUUCUCUUUCUUGCUUUGAGAGUGUACAGUAAAAGGGAUUUUUUCAAAUUAUUUUUAUAUUAUUUUAGCUUUAAUUGUGCUGUCGUUCAUGAAACAGCUGCUCUGCUUUUCUGUCAGAGAUGGCAAGGGCUUUUUCGGCAUCUCGUUUAUGUGUGGAAUUUAAAAAGAAUAAAGUUUUAUUCCAUUCUGUGUGAA